UCUACCUAGACAGGAGAGGAGCCAUCAGUGAGAGACUUGGGAAGGGAGCACACCGGGAGGCAGCCCUCCAAGGGAUAAAACCCCGCCCACCCGUCUGAACCUGGAGCCAAUUGGCUCCUAAAAGGCGCCGUGAGAUCCUCCGAGCCCUUUGAAGCUCCGCCCAUUUCUUCGGACCCUACGGAACUUUCUUCUGAGCGUCGGAACAAGACCGCGCAGGCGCAAUUGCACUGCUCGGGCCCCAGCGGAAACCACGCCCCUCACCCAAUCCUUAAAGGGCCAGAAGCAGCUUCUACUGCUCCUGUCCUUCCGCACUUUUGGGGGGUGGGGUGCGCAGGCGCAGUGGAGGAGCUCUGGGGUGGGGGUAGUGGUCGAGUAUCAAGUUGCUCUCUGUCCCGGCAGAAGAAGCCGGGGCGCUGAGGGUCCAGGCUCCAGACUGCUCCCCUUUACAUCAGUUGGAGGAGAAAAGUUUGUGAAUUGGGCCUCCAAGUUUUGGGAAACCUGAGCUUGCGGCGAGGGGUGACAAAGAAGGUUCAUUGGAGCUUCCCGCAUGGAGCUCACCCAGCCUGCAGAGGACCUCAGCCUGACCCAGCAGCCCCCCACCCCAGAAUUUGGGGACCCUGAAGACCCCAGGGAUGAGGCCCCAGAUGGCUCAGACACAGUGGUGCUCAGUCUCUUCCCCUGCACUCCGGAGCCUGGGAAUCCUGAAUUGGAUGCUGGUGCCUCUUCACCUCAGGGCAGCUCCCUGAAACACUCCACGACCCUCACCAACCGGCAGCGGGGAAAUGAAGUCUCGGCCCUGCCGGCCACCCUGGACUCCCUGUCCAUCCACCAGCUUGCGGCCCAGGGAGAGCUGAGCCAGCUGAAGGAGCAUCUGAGGAAAGGCGACAACCUCAUCAACAAGCGGGACGAGCGUGGCUUCACUCCCCUCAUCUGGGCCUCGGCCUUCGGAGAGAUUGAGACCGUCCGAUUCUUGCUUGAGUGGGGUGCUGACCCCCACAUCUUGGCCAAGGAGCGGGAGAGCGCCCUGUCAUUGGCCAGCACAGGUGGCUACACAGACAUUGUGGGGCUGCUGCUUGAGCGUGACGUGGACAUCAACAUCUAUGACUGGAAUGGAGGGACGCCACUGCUGUAUGCCGUACGUGGGAACCAUGUGAAGUGUGUGGAGGCCUUGCUGGCCCGAGGAGCUGAUCUCACCACUGAAGCUGACUCUGGCUAUACCCCAAUGGACCUCGCUGUGGCUCUGGGAUACCGGAAAGUGCAACAGGUGAUCGAAAAUCACAUCCUCAAACUCUUCCAGAAUAACCUGGUGCCCGACGAUCCCGAGUGAAGGCCACCUGCCCCACAGGGACUCAGACACUCAGGGAACAAAACAGUUGACCCAGAGUUGGGGGAAACCGGCAACUGGCUUCAAAGGCAGCUCUUGGACAGACGGGGGGGAUGGGAUCAUUCCCAGCAGAAAUCAAUAAACCUGUGCAGAA
Molossus molossus (Pallas's mastiff bat) is the source of this 1478-nucleotide messenger RNA. RefSeq names its product regulatory factor X associated ankyrin containing protein (gene RFXANK). Gene Ontology annotation, biological process: regulation of transcription by RNA polymerase II. The record is from RefSeq and is a predicted model, not a curated record. Bases 548 to 1327 code for a protein of 259 amino acids. Gene Ontology annotation, cellular component: nucleus. Gene Ontology annotation, molecular function: protein binding. Lineage: Eukaryota; Metazoa; Chordata; Mammalia; Chiroptera; Molossidae. The transcript is spliced from 10 exons.